Molecule: messenger RNA, 303 nt
Organism: Strongylus vulgaris
Lineage: Eukaryota; Metazoa; Nematoda; Chromadorea; Rhabditida; Strongylidae
Source: the annotation of a GenBank genome assembly
AUGGCUCAGCUUACAGCUCGAACCGUCUUAUCGACCAUUAGUAAGCGUACUCUUAUUCCAACUGCCAUUGCUGGACGUCGUGGUCUAGCUACAGAAGCUUCACCUGAAGAUUACGGUUAUUAUCCGGAUCCGUUGGAGCACGCCACUGGUCGUGAGAAGAAGAUGUUAUUGGCUCGUCUUGCUGGAGAUGAUCGUUACGAACCAAAAGUUUACUACCGCGCUGAAUCUUCUACCAAGGAGAGACCAAACCUCGUACCAUCUCACUUCCCCGAUCGAAUUAUUGGAUGCAUGUGUGAGUUUUAA